This is a messenger RNA of Prorocentrum cordatum, 1221 nucleotides long. The record is from the annotation of a GenBank genome assembly. Lineage: Eukaryota; Dinophyceae; Prorocentrales; Prorocentraceae.
AUAUGAUUAGGACACUGCCACAGUCGCGGUUGGCGUUCUGCGAUCAUAUAAAGAGAUCGGAGUACCUAGUAUAGGUUCAACCGAUGCCGGGGGCCCAAUGGAUGUUGAUGAUGUUGCUGGCUCCACCAGUGGCAGCAUCGAUCCUCGAGCUCAGGCGUCGCCAGGUGCUGCCGACACUGAGCAAGCGGCUGCUGCCAGCGAGACGACCGCUGCCGCCAGUCUAGCUUCGAUUCGCGAUAUGGGGAACUUUGCUGGUUCAGCCAGCAGCGUAGCACCCAUGACAAAUACAGUCUCAUGACCGUGGGAAGCAAUGGAUGCAGAGCCCGGGACGGGUGCGGCCGCUGGUUCAGCCAGCGGCCUACAUCCUAGUACCCAGGGCGCCACGUCUUCGUCGGCGGCCGCGCCGACCCUGGCAGCUGGUGGGCGUCUCCGUCGCGGACAGCCAGGCGAGCCGCCGCAGGCUCGCUGCGCGCUGCCUGACCCGCCGAUGGCACCAGCGCGGACGCAAAAGAGUCGCAGUCCUAAGUUGUUUGCCGCUCCGACGACACGCAGAGCAUGGGCUGAUAUUGCGCCUGACGAACUGGACGACAUGUGGCAAGCUGAGCCACCGUCGUUCGACACCGCAUCAGAGGCAUUAAUUUUAAUCCGACGAACCAGCGACGUGAUACAGAGAGAUUGCGACGCUGCAGGAGCCGGUUAAUUGGAUAUCACAAGGCAUUACUCAACAAGACAUGGUAAUUAAUCUUCUGAUCGCGAACAUUCACCUUUAUAUGUGAUUCAGUGCAUUGCUCAUGCGUGGGAUACGUCAUUCCAGUUCGGCCUUAUUCAAAGCGCUUCCGAUUGUAGUUGUUACCCCGCCCUGUGCGCUGUCAGAUUUAUUUAUUGGGAUUGGCGCCAGGGGGGGCAAAGUGCCGAGGGGUGACACGAAGCCGAGGAGCUCCGAAGUGAGCUGGACCUGGGCCUGCGUAUCCCGCCGCGGGGGGAGUUGUUAGAACUCUUUUUCCGCCGGUUCUGUGCCGCCGCCCGGCCGCUGCCGCUGCCGAUUUUGAGCGUAUCGGACUGCAGCUGUAUACAUAUUCGAGCAGGCACAGCGGGCCUGAACUGCAUGGAAAAGCGUGCGUACCGGGUCGUCGCCGUGUCGCCGUUUCUUUUAUUACUUGCGCAUAGCAUAUCCAUUACAGCUUAAUGGACACCACUGCCGUGACGUUGCGUGAUUUCCAG